UUAGCUCCUUCAUGGCUGGAACAGAAUCAAGAAGGAAGACCUCCGGCUCGAUGGGUCCAGAACAAGCUGUUUCUGCAUCAAUCACAUGCUGCAGGGUUUUCACCAAGCGAGGUUACGGGCGAGGAUGGACAGGUCGGUGGGGAUGGUUAUUUCGAUGAAGAGAUGGAAGAAGACUAUGACGAGGAGGAAGCCGAGGAACAGAACGAGAUGAACUUUUUCAGUCCGAGCUUGUUGAGUCACGUCAGCGUGCAGUUGAGGGAUCGGGUUGAGAGGAAUAGCCAUAUCAAGGGAGGGAUACCUUGGCCGAAAAGUUUCACAGGACGGGAUGUUAUCACCACUAUUCAGUCUUUCAUGCCAGAGCAUACCCGGUCGUCCAGCAACGAUCGGCGUUUCGCCGUGACUGUGGCGCACUCGCUGCAGAAACAGCUGUUGUUCGUCGAGGUCGACUGGGACGACAAACCGCUCAGCGACUCGAUCGAAGACGUUUAUCAGUUCAUGAACGAGAUUGAGGGGUUGCUCGGCAGUACCUACGAGUUUCCGACAGGCGUCGAGACCAUGGCGACCAAGUGUUAUAGUCCUAGUUGUCAAGGAGCAGGUACGGGAGGAUGUUACUCGCCCAUGUGUCCAUACAAGAUCAGUCCGGAAACGUUCCUCUCGUCGACCAAAGCGACGAGCACUUCUCAGAGCACGACGUCGGCAAGAGAACCGAGAGCGCAGACCUGGUCUCGGCGAGUGGAUCAAGUGCUUAUCGAUCAGAUGUCCGAGUCGGAGAAGAAACGUCAAAACAUCAUAUACCAAGCUAUUCAAGCUGAGGAGCAGUAUGAAGCCGAUUUAAAUGCGGUGGAGACGCUCUUCAUCAGCCCGCUCAGGCUAGCACAGCCUCCUGUCAUCAGGUCGCUCAAGGAUCUCGAGGAUCUGAUUUCGACCUUGUUCGGCAAUAUCCUCGAACUGAGGGCUGCCAACACGAGUCUGCUGGAGUUCUUCACAGAGAGGCAACGCGAACAAGGUGGAAUCAUCAGUACCAUCGGCGACGUCUACCUGACAGCGGCUGCUGAAUUUCGAAACCUGUAUCCGGAUUAUAUUGGUCGAUUGCCAAGAGCCGAGGAACGUCUCAGGGAAGAAUUGGCAAACAACUCGAAUUUCAGGUUCUUUGUUGACCGAGUCGUCAGGCAGAACGAGAAUCGCCGAAUGGACAUCAAAUACCUGAUCACACGACCCGCUACACAGCUCAACCGAUAUCCUCAAAUCUUGGAGGCCAUCCUCAGCGAAACGUCCCACGAGAGCCCCGACGCGACCUUCCUGGUGGAAGCGAUCAAGGCGAUUCGAAACCUGAGUCUAACCGCCCAGCUAAAAGUGUGGCAAGCAUCGGCCAACCGAGAAGAGAUUCCGCCUACGGAAGAUGCCUUGGUUCAGCGCGAGAGGGUCGCACAUCAGGCGAACAUGCUGGACAAGCCUUGUACGAUAUGGGAGUUGAUCCAGGGAGAGAUGACCUAUGUGGCGGAUCUGCGGGUUAUCGAAACGGUCUAUAUCGACGGUCUUCGCUCGGCAGAUGAACCGAUCGUGGACAGACUGCGGCUAGAGAUCUUCCUUGACGAUGUUUUUCACAACUAUCGCAGCCUCCUGGAGAUUCACACCGAUCUAUUGGAAAAGCUGCACGCACGACAAGAGGAACAACACCCUCGUGUCGGGUCAGUCAGUGAUCUCAUUUAUGAUGCUGCUCUGCGUUGGCAGGAUGCCAUCAUCGAAUACGGGAGCCAUUAUCCGAAAGCAAAGUAUGCUUGGGAACAGGAGCGAAGGACGAAUCCAAAGUUUGCGACCUUUUUAGACCAAUGCCGCAAUGCCUCUGGAACAAAUAGGCAGGACAUCGGACAUUUCGCAUACAGACCGGUGCCGCGUCUUCUGCGAUACACUCUGCUACUCAAGGACAUCUUGAAACACCUUACUCGGACGGACCAGUCGGACAACCUCGAUAUAUUCACGAUUCCGGAGGUCGUCGAACUAAUCGAUUCCCAAGGAAAGCUUAUCGAAAAGGGAGUGGAAGAAUCUUCGGCCAAAGUGUCGCUAUGGCAGCUUCCAGACUCGCUGUCUGGAGGCAAAUUCGGCAAGGAAAUCGUCAACGACCUGGAUCUGACCAACCCCAUGAGAGAGCUCGUCCACAAGGGUCGUUUGCUACGUCAACCCGAAGGAUCGAUCGCGGCUUCGUGGUCUGAACUGCAUGCUUUGCUGUUCAACAACUUUUUUGUUUUAACAAAACUAGGAAAGUCGAAAACCAGCUCCAACGUACCACCUCGGUAUUACAUCAAUCGGAAGCCUAUUCCCUUAGAACUCCUGACGCUCGGAAGUUUCCACGACCCUCCACAGAGCAGACGGGUCGGCCUUUUGAGGACCUUCCGAAGCGAACGGCAUGAGAGUAGCACUACACCGGCGUCCGAUUCGGAGUCUAGGACGGUGUAUCCCUUUACUUUCAGUUUCAUGGGAUCGGGGCAAUUGGGUGGGCAAUAUACGUUAUGGGCCGACUCCGAACUGAGUAGGAAGGAAUGGCAGCAAAAAUUGCUUCAUGCCAAGGCGUUGCGUAGUACUGUCGACAAUCGGGAAUUGGUAGCGAUCGGUUGCGCGGAAGGGGUUUGGAUUGGGUUGAGGUCGGAUCCGCGAUCACUUCGAAAAGUCUUGCAUGUAAAAGCAGUCACGCAGUGUGCUGUGCUCGAGCAGUUCAGUCUGUUCCUUGUGCUAUCCAACAAGACCCUGCUUGCCUAUCCCAUGGAGUCGCUGGUACCUUCGAGUCAUUCGACGGGUCCACCUCCGAGAGGUCACCAGAAGCUGAGCGAUAAGCACGAAGUGCAAUACUUUGCUUGUGGCCAACUUAGCGGACGCACUCUGGUAGUCUAUCUGCGCAAGAAAGGCCUCAACAGUGUCUUCCGUUGUCUGGAACCUAUAACCGGACGAGAGAUGGACGAGAACCGGAACCGACGAGCGUUUACACAUUUCCUCAAUGCCAAGAACGAUUGGUUCCGAGUGUACAAGGACUUUUUCGUACCGUCCGAGGCCUUCCACGUACAUUUCCUCCGCAACAAGCUCAUCGUCGUCUGCCAGAAAGGUUUCGAGAUCAUCGACCUCACCGAGUGCUUCCUGCUCGUCUAUGAUACGUUCGGAUUCUUUGUUGAUCGUCACGGAUACCCGAAUCGAGACAUGAGGGCGAUCGAGUGGGAGGGACGACCCGAGAGCGUUGGCUUCCACCCGCCUUAUGUCGUGCUGUUCUCCGCGCCUUUCAUGGAGAUUCGCCACAUCAGCGACGGCAGGCUGCUCCAGAUCUAUUGUGCCAAAGACUUGAGGUGUUCUUGGGAUCGCAAGGCAGAUGAUGCGAUACUGAUCGUACGGAUCAAUCGCAGUGGAACAAGUGCAAACCCGGAACACGGCGUCCCAGUUCCAGGACCAUUGGGCUACACGGAGGACAUGAUCUCGCCAGAGGCCCGGCUGCACAUCGUUCAACGGGCAGACAACAGUCGCGGCCAGCCUCGAAACGCCAUCAGCCAGGAUGUCUAUGAGCUUUGUCCCACUUUGUUGCUCAAUAACCCUCUACGAGACCUGUCGACCCGCGAUAGCACGUACUUUCAACCCGCACCCGAAGUCCAUUACGUGAGUUCGCGACCAAGUCGCUCUUGA
Messenger RNA from Filobasidium floriforme, 3660 nucleotides. RefSeq names its product Dbl homology domain-containing protein. The transcript is spliced from 21 exons. Lineage: Eukaryota; Fungi; Basidiomycota; Tremellomycetes; Filobasidiales; Filobasidiaceae. The record is from RefSeq and is a predicted model, not a curated record. Gene Ontology annotation, molecular function: guanyl-nucleotide exchange factor activity. The annotation marks the transcript as partial.